This is a messenger RNA of Symbiodinium sp. CCMP2592, 894 nucleotides long. The record is from the annotation of a GenBank genome assembly. NCBI's taxonomy places the organism in Eukaryota, Dinophyceae, Suessiales, Symbiodiniaceae.
AUGACCGCAGCAGGCAAACAUGCUUGCGCGGAGAAUGGCGUAACAAGCCGGAAAAAGCGGCAGAAGGCCAACCCAUGUGGCCAAAGUCAAGAGGUCGAACCGCAAAGAGAUGUGGGCUUCAAGCUGGCGGGUGAGCUCGGCCAGCUGGUUGGCAAGGGCUUCCUGGAGUUCUCGCCCCUGCCUUGGGUCUGGGAGUUGAUAUCCUUCGUUGAGGAAAUGUAUGACCUCCACCACGAGGAGGUUGAGCAUCAGCUGGAGAAGCUGCGAGACACUUGGCACCUUGGCGACCGCCCUGGUGGCGAAGCCGCAGAGGAAGUAACACGGCGCUUGUGGGCCAAAGGUGUUGCCGUCUACUGUCCACCGCCGUCAGAAGAAGAAGAGGCGCCUUGGUCCAACAGCGGCCCUCGCUUCUAUGUCUCCGUCACGAAGGCCGCCUGGGAGCGCUUUCCUGUCGGUGCUCCUGCGCCACCGAAGGCGUUGCAAAGGUUGCUCUGGCCACACGAGGCCGACCGUGCACUCUCCAAGGAGGGCUCCUGGCCGAAUCUCAUUCGAGGCCUGGGGUGGGCCUUGGCGCCGCCACGCAGCAGUCCACAGGCACUGCAUGCAGACAUUUGGGGCAAUGAUAGACCUCGUCCCGGCCGCGUGCGCUUUCAUCACAUUCUGUGGAAGCGUCAAGGAUCACACUGCAACACGCAAAUCGUGCCCGGCGCAUUCACGGACGGAGAGACUUGGGAGGAGCACUAUACGCAAAUGACGACUGCCAGUGCUCCUUGCCUGCUGGUUGACAACGAGGUCUUGCAUCGAGGAGCUGCCAAUCCCAGCAGGAAUUGGGUAAGCACCUGUUCGAUCGAGCUGUGCACCCGCACAGGCAUCUUGGCAGCAAAACCAGGUUGA